Messenger RNA from Hylaeus volcanicus, 2380 nucleotides. It is a transcript of the gene abs, whose product is annotated as ATP-dependent RNA helicase abstrakt. The coding region runs from base 328 to 2202 and encodes 624 amino acids. Gene Ontology annotation, cellular component: spliceosomal complex. The transcript has 10 exons. The record is from RefSeq and is a predicted model, not a curated record. Gene Ontology annotation, molecular function: RNA binding; ATP binding; RNA helicase activity. Gene Ontology annotation, biological process: mRNA splicing, via spliceosome. Lineage: Eukaryota; Metazoa; Arthropoda; Insecta; Hymenoptera; Colletidae.
UGGUUACGACACGACGCUAGACGCAACGACCCUCUGAAGUAAACUUUCCAAGAUAUCCGAAUAUAAUUUAUGAUAUAUGAAGAAGGAAACUGAAGAGGGAAAUUAUUGAGAAACAUUCAUAAAACACUAAACGAAGAAUAUAUAUUAUAAAACGAUAUUUAUUAGAUGAAAUCUUAGCUCAACAACAGUUCAAAAUAAAUUUGACUUAGGUUAGAAACAGAGUUGGAUGUGAUUAUUGAUACCAUUAAUAAAUGGAUAAUUGAUUUUGCAUGUUGUUCAUUCCGUUGUUUUCUCGACUACCAAGUAUCGUUUAUUAACUUUGUAACGAUGGCACAGAAUAAAGAGAAACUUCCACGAAAAAGAUACAGAAGAGACGAGGAGAAGGAGAGUCCUUUGGAAACAGAUGACGCAUACGUUCCUUAUGUACCUGUUAAAGAACGCAAAAAACAACAACUAGCCAAGCUUGGUAAGCUUGGACAGCUAAAAGAUGAAGCUGCUGUUGGAAUUAUUGGGAAAAGUAGUAGCGAAAAUGAAAGAGACGAUGCAGACGACGACGAUGGACAAGUAUGGGGAAGGAAAUCCAAUAUUUCGCUGUUGGACCAGCACACCGAAUUGAAAAAAUUGGCAGAAGCCAAGAAAGAAAGCGCUAUGGAGAAACAGUUGAAAGAAGAAGAGAAAAUUCUUGAAAGCGUAGCAGAAAACAAAGCUUUAAUGGGUGUGGCAGAAUUGGCAAAGGGUAUUCAGUACGAAGAUCCGAUAAAAACUAGUUGGCGACCUCCGAGGACAGUUCUCGCUUUAGGAGAAGCGAGGCACGACAGAGUUAGAAGGAAGCUCCGAAUUUUGGUAGAAGGAGACGAUGUUCCGCCACCGUUAAAAAGUUUUAAAGAAAUGAAAUUUCACAGAGGAAUUUUAAACGGUUUAGAACAGAAAGGUAUCGUCAAACCGACGCCUAUCCAGAUUCAAGGAAUACCUACAGUGUUAUCUGGUCGUGAUAUGAUUGGCAUUGCUUUUACUGGUAGUGGAAAAACAUUAGUGUUUGUAUUACCUAUCAUAAUGUUCUGCUUAGAGCAAGAAGUUGCUAUGCCAUUUGUAAGGAACGAAGGACCGUAUGGUUUAAUCAUUUGUCCAUCGCGAGAAUUAGCAAAGCAAACGUAUGAUAUCAUUCGUCAUUAUACGAACAGUUUACGUCAAACAAAUUGUCCCGAAAUUCGUAGUUGUUUAGCCAUCGGUGGCGUGCCUGUAUCUGAAUCAUUAGAAGUGAUUAACAAGGGUGUACAUAUCAUGGUGGCAACUCCUGGACGAUUAAUGGAUAUGUUAGACAAAAAGAUGGUAAAACUUAGCGUGUGUCGUUAUCUUUGCAUGGACGAAGCAGAUCGCAUGAUCGACAUGGGUUUCGAGGAGGAUGUCCGAACGAUUUUCUCGUUUUUCAGGGGUCAGAGACAAACGUUGCUAUUUUCUGCGACUAUGCCGAAAAAGAUACAAAAUUUUGCUCGAUCCGCUUUAGUAAAACCUGUCACGAUAAACGUUGGUCGAGCAGGUGCUGCAUCGAUGAACGUAAUACAAGAAGUUGAAUACGUUAAGCAAGAAGCUAAGAUCGUGUACCUUUUGGAGUGCUUACAAAAGACUCCUCCACCGGUACUUAUAUUUGCCGAGAAGAAACAAGACGUAGAUGCUAUUCACGAGUAUCUAUUGCUGAAAGGUGUUGAGGCAGUAGCGAUACAUGGUGGAAAAGAUCAGGAAGAGAGAUCGCGUUCCGUGGAAGCGUUUCGCGAAGGUCGGAAGGAUGUACUGGUGGCAACAGAUGUCGCAUCUAAGGGUCUCGACUUUGCUGAUGUGCAACACGUUAUAAACUACGACAUGCCCGACGAUGUGGAGAACUAUGUACAUAGAAUUGGAAGAACUGGUCGUUCCGGUCGGACUGGAAUAGCGACUACGUUCAUUAAUAAAGCAAACGAUGAAUCUGUGUUGCUCGAUCUGAAACAUUUACUUAUGGAAGCGAAACAAAAAGUUCCACCGUUUUUGUUGGAGCUUUGCUCGGAAAAUGAAAAGUAUCUCAACUUGGGAGACGAACGUGGAUGCAGCUAUUGCGGUGGCCUUGGUCACAGAAUCACAGAGUGCCCUAAACUGGAAGCCAUCCAAAAUAAACAAGCAUCUAAUAUCGGACGUCGCGAUUAUUUGGCCAGCAAUGCUGCCGACUAUUAAAUCAGACAUUUUCGAUAUCAUUCUUCCAGCGUAAUGUUGCAAGCCUUUUGUAUAUAAAUCUUAUGCAUAAAUUUUGUAAACUUAUAUCGAUGAGAGGAAGGAAUGUGUAAAUAGUAUCGUACAAUUUCUAUAAAAAACUGAUAAAUAAAUAAUACCGUGGUUUCACGGUUUCAAGAUA